Messenger RNA from Camelus dromedarius (Arabian camel), 1465 nucleotides. It is a transcript of the gene CCDC159, whose product is annotated as coiled-coil domain containing 159. Lineage: Eukaryota; Metazoa; Chordata; Mammalia; Artiodactyla; Camelidae. The transcript has 13 exons. The record is from RefSeq and is a predicted model, not a curated record. The coding region runs from base 127 to 1458 and encodes 443 amino acids.
CUCUCUGUGACUCUACCUUUGGGCUCCGCGCGUUUUAAUGCGAUGGUGUCCCCACAGGACCAAAUUUCACCGUCACAGCUGGGGACUGGCUUCACAGUCCCCGAUGGGAGAGCAUGAGCAGGUGGUAUGUGCAACCCUCUUCUGGCCGGCCUACCCCUGGACCCUGACUGCUCCGUGCCUUGCUACUGCUCACAUCCCUCACCCUCCAACGAGUGUUUGCCUGCUAACAAGAAGUGUGACAAGUGCUGGGGCUCUUCCUCAGACAAGACCUUGGAAUAUACUUUUCACUGGUCCAGGACCCUAGAACCAGAGACCUUGGAGCCCCCUGCAUCUGAGAACACAGCCACAAUUGGUGACUGGAGGCCAGGGAGGGAUCCGGGGCCUCAGUCAAAUGGAUCUCCCCCACUCCCCUACUCAGAAUCACAGGAGCACUGUAAUGACCAGGACCUUCCAAAGAGGCAUCACAGCAACGCUAAGAAGUCCUCGGAGACCGGCUCUUCCAAAGCCAAAGUUAAGCCCACCGUGAUGAUCCCCGACUCCCAGAAGCUUCUGAGAUGUGAACUGGAGUCACUCAAGAGCCAGCUACAGGCCCAGACCAAGGCUUUUGAGUUCCUAAACCACUCAGUGACCUUGUUGGAGAAGGAGAGCUGCCUGCAGCAAAUCAAGAUCCAACAGCUUGAAGAGGUGCUGGCCCCCACGAGCCGCCAGACAGACAAGGAGGGGCACAAGUGGGACUUGGAGGAGGGACGGCAGGAGCUAUAUGGGGCCCUGGCUCAAGGUCUGCAAGGGCUACAGAAGAGCCUGCGUGAUAGCGAGGAGGUGCAGCGGGCCCGCACCACCCGCUGCCUGCAGCUGCUGGCCCAGGAGAUCCGGGACAGCAAGAAGUUCCUGUGGGAGGAGCUGGAGCUGGUGCGAGAGGAGGUGACCUUCAUUUAUCAGAAGCUUCAGGCACAGGAAGAGGAAAUCACACAGAACCUGGUGAACAUCCAAAAGAUGCAGAAGACACAGGUGAAGUGUCGCAAGGUCCUGACCAAGAUGAAACAGCAGGGGUAUGAGACAUCCAACUGGCCAGAGACUGAGGAGUUGAAACCAGGAGGCAGUGGCUCCUGGAGGGAUGACCUCCAGAAGGAACUGGGUGACAUAUGGUCUGCUGUGCACGUGCUACAGAACUCCUUUGAUGGCCUCGCCAUAUCCUCAGGGGGCCGCCCCAAGGCCGCAAGCCUCAGGGGUUAUAAGGGGCACCGAUGCCUGAGCCCUCCACUCCCUUCCUGGGACUCAGACUCAGACUCAGACCAGGACCCUUCCCAGCCACCGCUCAGCAAGAGCCGCUCCUUCCCACCUGGUGUGGAUCCUCCCCUGCCUCACCCCAGCCUUCCCCUCCUGGCCUGCCCUGGAAUCCCACACCUGAGCAGCUGGGACUGCUCUCCCGAAGACCCCUCCAGAGAGAAAAUAAACUAGCUGAGAC